Molecule: messenger RNA, 2158 nt
Organism: Aspergillus novofumigatus IBT 16806
Lineage: Eukaryota; Fungi; Ascomycota; Eurotiomycetes; Eurotiales; Aspergillaceae
Product: IscS subfamily cysteine desulfurase
Exons: 2
Coding region: 418-1971 (517 amino acids)
Biological process (GO): [2Fe-2S] cluster assembly
Cellular component (GO): nucleus; mitochondrion; cytosol
Molecular function (GO): cysteine desulfurase activity; pyridoxal phosphate binding
Source: RefSeq, a predicted model, not a curated record
CUCUGACAUACUACUCUUCAAGUAUUAGACGGAGAGUAAACAACCGCGGGGGAUAAUCGCGUUUCGCCGUACCCUGCCUUUUCUUCCCCACAGAAGCUAUAUAAGGGAUCUUCCCUCCCCAAUCUGCUCAUUUGAUGACAAAAUAUGGAUAUGCUGCCCAUUUGACAAUUAAUCUACCCUGACAAAUGAUACUUGGGGCAAUAGAUAGGUCCGCUGAUAUUCCGGUGGAAAAGACCGAGCGAAUUCACCGAGCUAUCUGAUUGCUCCGCUCCGAUCGGGCUUAGCGGCAAUGAUAUAACCGGAUCCAAACCUUUUUCUCACUCUUACGAAUUCGCGCCUUUCUCCUUAGCUGUCAUCCACUCUGCUAUCAACAGACCAUCAAGCAUUUUAAUGGUACGGUUGAGCAACAUCUAAAUUAUGUCUAGCGUUACACCAUCUGCCUUGAGACAGGCAUCUCGUGCCUAUGCUCGUCGACUCUCGUCGACUCAGCAUGGCUCCCUGGCGACCGCGUCCUUCCCCAGACGGGCGCUCGCCACCUCCGGUGGUGCAGCUUCGAGACGGACAUAUGUUACCGAGACCAAAACUGGAAACGCUCAGGUCUCGAUCGACACAGCCAUCAAACAGGAGCAGAAGAACUUCAUCAAGCAGACAGGUCUUCAGCCUGGAAAGGUCGAACUUCCCGCCUCUGGCAUCUCCGGAGAUGCUUCGAUGAGUCCCUCUGCGGGUAUUUUGAAACAAGCAACUGUUAUGGAUCAGGGAACACGGCCCAUCUAUUUGGAUAUGCAGGCCACUACGCCGCUUGACCCUCGUGUUCUUGACGCUAUGCUUCCCUAUCUCACCGGCAUCUACGGAAACCCACAUUCCAGGACUCACGCCUAUGGUUGGGAGUCGGAGAAGGCUGUCGAACAAGCCAGAGAACAUAUUGCAAAAUUGAUUGGGGCGGAUUCAAAGGAGAUCAUCUUUACGAGCGGCGCCACAGAAAGUAACAACAUGAGCAUCAAGGGUGUGGCCAGAUUCUUUGGUCGUUCCGGCAAGAAGAAGCACGUUAUCACAACGCAGACUGAGCACAAGUGUGUAUUGGACAGCUGCCGGCAUCUCCAAGAUGAGGGAUUCGAAGUCACAUAUCUGCCCGUUCAAAAUAACGGAUUGAUCCGGAUGGAGGAUCUGGAGGCGGCCAUUCGACCCGACACGGCUCUGGUCAGCAUCAUGGCCGUCAACAAUGAGAUUGGUGUGAUUCAACCCAUGGAAGAGAUCGGAAAGCUCUGCCGUGCGAAGAAGGUUUUCUUCCACACUGAUGCUGCCCAGGCAGUCGGCAAAAUCCCCUUGGAUGUCAACAAGCUGAACGUCGAUUUGAUGUCUAUCUCCAGCCACAAGAUUUAUGGCCCCAAGGGUAUUGGUGCUUGCUAUGUUCGACGCAGACCCAGGGUUCGUCUUGAGCCCAUCAUCUCCGGUGGUGGACAGGAACGAGGAUUGCGCAGUGGCACGCUCGCUCCUCACUUGGUUGUUGGUUUCGGCGAGGCUUGCCGCAUCGCCAGUCAGGAUAUGGAGUAUGAUAGAAAGCACGUUGAACGGCUGUCGAAGCGUCUGCUGGAUGGACUUCUGGCGAUGGAACACACCACGCUCAAUGGAGAUGCUGAGCGCCAUUACCCUGGAUGCGUCAACGUCUCGUUCGCUUAUAUUGAGGGCGAGUCCCUUUUGAUGGCUCUGAAGGACAUUGCUCUGUCGUCCGGUAGUGCCUGUACCUCUGCCUCGCUGGAACCCAGCUACGUCCUUCGUGCGUUGGGCAGCAGUGACGAGAGCGCUCACAGCAGUAUUCGUUUUGGUAUUGGACGGUUCACAACAGAUAGUGAGAUUGACUACGUCCUCAAGGCUGUCCAGGACCGUGUCCACUUCCUCCGAGAGCUGAGUCCUCUGUGGGAGUUGGUUCAGGAAGGCAUUGAUCUGAACACCAUCCAAUGGAGUCAGCAUUAGAAACUCUCUUAUGGUUUACCUCCUCCUUUCCAGGAUGACCAUGCGAAGUCUGUCCAUUAAUUCAUCAUUUUGCAAAUUAUCACACUCGGGACGGCGUUGGGUUGGCAUGUAACAAUAUGAGAUUGAUGACGGAACUUGAUCCAUUUUAAAUAGUCUGUACAGAAUUGAGCAAUGAGCUACUCCAGCC